This is a messenger RNA of Gadus chalcogrammus (walleye pollock), 1278 nucleotides long. RefSeq names its product transmembrane protein 223 (gene tmem223). Gene Ontology annotation, biological process: nervous system development. Lineage: Eukaryota; Metazoa; Chordata; Actinopteri; Gadiformes; Gadidae. The record is from RefSeq and is a predicted model, not a curated record. The transcript has a single exon. Bases 131 to 967 code for a protein of 278 amino acids. Gene Ontology annotation, cellular component: mitochondrion.
CUCCCUGUAGUUCAUGACGCGGCAUCGAAAAUCUAGUAUGGCGGCGCCCUGUUCGUAAGGUGUCAGGAAAUACAAGUUCGCAAUUGUUGAAUAAAGAAGCGUCUUCGUUUCAAGCCGUUCAAAUCGAAGGAUGGGAUUCUUUCGUUUAUUUUGUAAGUCGAAUCAAUGGAAUUCGAUCCAAGUUCGGGUUCGACUGCUAAGUAUUCAACAAACUGUCGCCAAAGUACUGAGGGAUAUCCCGCAAAGUAAGCCGUUGUCGCCACAGAAUCUAUCAACAUACCAAACGAAGGACGUCUAUAGUCGUAUUAAAUGCCUGAUCGGGAUCGAGUUGCCACAUGUACUGUCCGGACUGCGAUGUCCAAAAUACCGCAGGGAUUUAACCCAACAAGGGCGCUGCUAUUGCACAUCAACCAAGAUCUCCAGAGACGUCGUUCUGUUCCAUCACGACCGAACACGCUUCGUACGCCUCCUGGCGACCUUCUGCGGCGCUCAGACUCUCUUCUGGACCUACCUUGCACAUUUCGCUUACACUGGUUUAAGAAACGACAGCUCUUUAAAAGAACAACGCAAAGUUACCACCACGGGCCUUGCCGGGUUUUGGAGCUUCGAUAUCAAUUUAGGAAGAAGUGUUUGGAGAUACGGGUUUACAGGAGGGUGUCUUGCGGUGGGAGCAGGCAUCAUAGGACUUGGCGUCCUGUUUUGUCGCCGUUCUGUGAGUCGGGUGAUUUUGCACCAAGGAGGCAAGAUGGUGACAGUGGCGACCCAGUCACCCCUGGGACCUGACAAAGGUCGGCAAAUAACCGUGCCUCUGUCCCGCGUCGCCUGCCACGCCCACAGGAACGAGUCCCCCUCGUUUAUUCCACUCAAGAUUAAGGACAAUAUAUUCUAUUUUCUUUUGGACAAAGAAGGGACAAUAAACAAUGCUCAAUUGUUUGAUGUAACUGUUGGGGCAUAUCGACCACUCUAAUUGAACAAUUGGGUACCAAAGAAUAUGUUCAAAAAUUUGUCAUGAAACCAAUUGUAUUUAUGAUCUGUGGAAUCAAUUGUAAGGGGAAAAAAAUGGUAGUUUACCAACAACUGUUUCAAAUAAAUUCCAAUGAUGGUGAAUUGAUGUUGCGGUGCUGAGUUUUUCUGACUUGUUGUGUUUAUACAUACUGUAACUUGCUCCAUGAGGACUGCAUUGGUGGCUUCCGUUUCGUGCAGCAGGCUGUUCAUAUGCUCCAUACUGCGUGCUGCUGUGGUCAGCUGUUGGCUCAACUCUUGCUUGGUAGGCUCCAC